Messenger RNA from Elaeis guineensis (African oil palm), 1340 nucleotides. The record is from RefSeq and is a predicted model, not a curated record. Lineage: Eukaryota; Viridiplantae; Streptophyta; Magnoliopsida; Arecales; Arecaceae.
ACUUGAGAAGGAGAGGAGAGGAAUUGUCACUAGGUUUUGACUUUGGCCCAGCGCCGGCUUUUUUUAACCAUAAAACAGCCGGAAUGCAGGGAGGAGGAGGACACUGCGAUCGUGUUGCGGAGGGUUUCGUAUCCGAUUGUUCGUCACUCAUCUUUCUUCUCUCUCUGUUUUCGGUUUCUUGAUCGAAACGGUCUCGUUAUUUGAUCGAGUUCUUGUGCUGCAUUCGGCAAAUCUGAGAUUUUUGAGGUUCAUACUUGACCCCGGACCUUCGGACUAAAGGCAUCCGUCUUUCAUCUCAUCUGAUAUUUGGAUAUAUGGGCUGUAUUUCUACAAAGCAUACCAAACAGACACCUGGAUAUGAAGAUCCCAAAGUCCUUGCUUCUGAGACUGCUUUUACUGUGAGUGAAGUAGAAGCAUUGUAUGAGCUUUAUAAAAAGUUGAGUUUUUUGAUAAUCAAAGAUGGCCUAAUACACAAGGAAGAAUUCCAACUUGCACUGUUCAGGAACAGCGAGAAGCAAAACCUCUUUGCAGACAGGGUAUUUGACUUGUUUGAUGUCAAACACAAUGGGGUUAUUGAAUUUGGAGAAUUUGUUAGAUCACUCAGCAUUUUUCAUCCUGAUGCUCCAGAAGAAGAUAAAAUUGCAUUUGCAUUUAGAUUGUAUGACUUGAGGCAGACAGGAUACAUUGAACGUGAAGAGUUGAAGGAGAUGGUGAUGGCUCUUUUGAAUGAAUCAGAUUUGCGUCUUUCAGAUGAAGUUGUUGAACAAAUUGUUGAUAAGACAUUUGGUCAGGCAGAUUCAAAAGGUGAUGGAAGAAUAGACCUUGAUGAAUGGAAGGAGUUUGUUAAGAAAAAUCCAUCUUUGUUGCGGAACAUGACUCUUCCAUACUUAAAGGACAUAACCAUGGCGUUUCCCAGCUUCGUGAUGAAAUCUGAAGUCAGUGACGAAGACAUGACAACCUAAUAAAGAUGUGCACUGCUGUCAUACUUGUUCAAUCCAAAAUUGAUGAUGUCCCCUUGAACCAUAUAUGCCUUGCAAGUGAUGCGUCUGUGGUGGGCUGGUAUGACUGAUGCUGCUUCUCCCAAAGAUGAUGACGAUAGCCAAUCUCAACCCUUAUGCUGCAGUGAUAUGCAAGACCUAUUGAGUGACCAUAUGGUUUAUCGCAGAUCAAGCACCACAAUUCAGUUACUCGAGCUGCACAUAAACACUUUUAGAUGAUAUGCUAGUAUCUGCAAUAUCUAUAAGAAGUAUCAAUGUGUAAUCCAUGAAAUAUGAGUUUAGUCUAGCGAUAUUUUGAACUCACUUAAAAGAACUAUCUUCUGAAAGUAUAUUUGGAUUUGU